Messenger RNA from Puccinia triticina, 1827 nucleotides. RefSeq lists its product as uncharacterized. The record is from RefSeq and is a predicted model, not a curated record. NCBI's taxonomy places the organism in Eukaryota, Fungi, Basidiomycota, Pucciniomycetes, Pucciniales, Pucciniaceae. Bases 1 to 1827 code for a protein of 608 amino acids. The transcript is spliced from 4 exons.
AUGUCGCAUCAUUCCCUCAUCCUCCUGCGGAUAAUCACUACUACGAUCCGCGACCGAUGUGUGAAGCAGGCAGGCAAGACGACCAAAAACACAAACACCAAUCCGAAAACCAUCCGACAAAUCCCUUAUCAUCUUCAGACUUAUUUUCCGGACGCUUAUAGGAAGCAUUACCCUAAUGCCAAAACCCAUAUCUCGUCUAGAGUCAGAUCAGUCGAUUCCAAUGGUAACCCAUUGUUCGGCGAAAACGCGGUCAGACGCGAGCGGAAGCAGUUUAGUGUUGAAGAGGACGCGGCCUUAAAACGUGGCUACGUAAAGUUUGGCACGGCGUGGAGUUCGAUUCAAAGAGAUCCGGUCUUAGCUUCUCGAAAAGCUACGGAUUUGAGAGACAGACUGAUGCUCAUCAACUGCAGUGCUGCUGCGGGUUACAAGCCUCGGUCAAGGAAGGCAUCUGGAUCGAAUGUUCCUGAUUUCUUGGCGGAACCGAAUCAACAGCAUGGGACAUUCGAGGCGAUUGAUUUAUCAGUCUACCCCCCUCACCCCUCCCGGGGGAUAGGUCACUUGCACCCAAAUCAGUAUCAACUCCCCUCGCUUGAUUUCCUGAAAGCGCAUGGUGCAGAUGCAUUCUCCGAUUUCAGCAUGAUGCUGUCAGACCCCCAGAUGUCUGCUGGAGAGGAUCUCGGCCCACUGAAUGCCCCUCAGAUGUUGGCUACGACGCUUAGCCCGGCUAUACCAGUCCAUCUCACCAACAUGACUCCUCGGCCCAUGAUCACGACUCCACGUCCAAAUGACACAACCCCUCGACCACAAAAGACAUCAGCCACAACGACACUUGAAGCGCUCGAUGCGACAUCUGGUAGCUCAAGCGAGAAAGUCUUUCAGUCACUAGUACCGGCGCCGACGAAACCUCCGAAAUCGGUCCACAAGACUCAGAGUUCGAUGGACUUGACUGAAUUUUCGAACUUGCACUUGUUCGACUCAAGUUUCGGGCCUCCGACAGCGUCACAUCACGUACAUGGUGGUGACAUAUACUCGCCAAGAUCCACGGACUAUCUGGAAUAUGAUGUUGCCCCAGCACGGCAAUGUCCAGAAAAUCAGUUCUUGCAAAGACUCUCGUCCGAACUGUCCCUUCAACCUGGAAGCCACCAGGGAGAAAAGUUUGAAAUCACGGGAUCUCCGAAUUUAGAUCAAUUUGAGCACGAUUUCAUCGCAAGGACAACAAUGAGUGAUACCACAGACUGGUUACGUGAAUUGGAUGCCGCAUCUCAAGCUUUCCCUGGUGCCUUCGAUUUAAGCGGCUUUCUGAAUGAUAACGCCUUCCAAAGUGCUGAUGGAGGCUCCUGUGGAUCUUCGUUGAUAUCCUCCGAUCCUCCAAAGGAUGCAUUGGAUGAUAGGGUUAUUUACACCGGCGAUGUCGAUAAUUUUCAUCAAUCCCUCGCCGCAUGUCAUUCGUUCACGUCUCAACAGUCGUUAUCGCCACACCAAUCUCAAUUGCAAUCUAUAUCUGUGCCAUCAUCACAAACUCAGGAACCUUUCCCAAACGAUCACUUCAUUGAAAAUACUCUGCUUUCAACUUAUGAACUUUCGAGUCAGGGUCUCAAAUUCAACACGGACUUACCCAACAUUCCUCCUGCCCAACCCGAGCAGCGAUGCCACCUGCACCAACACCAUCACGGACAAUCAAUGAAUAACGAACACUCGAACCAAAUCACGUUGUGCCCAUCUCUGCUGGCUCCAGAUCUCAACUCGCCGCUUCCCUGCUCUCCGCCAUCUCCGAUUUCAGCCUCGUCUGCAAUAUACCCGUCUUCUUCAACUCAUCGCUAUCUAUGA